CCCAUACAAAUACACAAUACACACCCACACAGACACUCGACCACUAUAUAUAUAUAUAUAUAUCGAUACACUUGGAAGUCGAAGAAACGAAACCUAACUUCACAGAUAGGCCAUGGCUUCCAUCAAAGACCGCGACAACUUCGUCUACACCGCCAAGCUCGCCGAACAAGCCGAACGCUACGAUGAAAUGGUGGAAUCGAUGAAGACAAUAGCGAAGCUCAAUGUCGAAUUGACUGUUGAGGAGCGAAAUUUGCUUUCCGUUGGGUACAAGAACUUGAUCGGUGCUCGGAGAGCUUCGUGGCGUAUUUUGUCUUCGAUUGAGCAGAAGGAGGAAGCUAAAGGUAAUGAACUGAAUGCAAAGCGGAUCAAGGAGUAUAGGCGCAAGGUUGAGUCCGAAUUGUCGAGCAUUUGCAGUGACAUUAUGAGGGUGAUCGAUGACUAUCUUAUUCCAUCUUCUUCUGCUGGUGAAUCAUCAGUGUUUUUCUAUAAAAUGAAAGGGGAUUACUAUCGCUAUUCGGCGGAGUUUAAGUCUGGUAAGGAGAAGAAGGAGGCCGCUGAUGAGUCACUCAAAGCUUAUCAGGCAGCUACUACUGCAGCAGAGUCUGAUCUAUCUCCUACUCAUCCCAUCCGGCUAGGCUUGGCCUUAAACUUCUCUGUCUUCUACUACGAAAUUAUGAAUUCUCCUGAAAGGGCCUGCCACCUUGCAAAGCAAGCUUUUGAUGAAGCUAUCUCAGAGUUGGAUAGUCUGAGUGAGGAAUGUUAUAAAGAUAGCACAUUAAUCAUGCAGCUCCUUCGGGACAACCUCACUUUGUGGACUUCUGAUAUUACGGAGGAUGGAGAAACCCAGAAGGCAGAUGGCUCUGUUAGACCAGUUGGAGCUGAAGACUGAAGAUGCAGGUUGACUGUCUUGAGGCAUAUCACAUAUAAAUGGGAAGUUGCUGCCCAUUUAACUUGGGUAUUUUUCUUCCCCUAGUCUCAAAAAGGAAAUUCAAAAUUCUGAUAUUGUUGUUUUCCCUAUUUCGUGGUUCUUAAUGUUAGAGUUCUAUGCUUGGACCUUGUUUUCCAUCUGCCAAAAGAAAAAGAAAAGAAGGCAGUUUGUCUCAGUGAUUGAUGUCGAUAAGUAGGAACACUUUGAGCUAUUUGUGAAAGUGUAAAACCUCUGCGAUUGUUAUUGAUUGUGCAACAUCUGCUAUGAAACAUAAUUAGCUGGUUUACUGCAUAUUGUAAACUGGAAAGAUUCAGUGAUUGGUUAACAGGGAGCAAAUGAGUAUUUACAUACCUCUUUCUAA
Molecule: messenger RNA, 1289 nt
Organism: Camellia sinensis
Lineage: Eukaryota; Viridiplantae; Streptophyta; Magnoliopsida; Ericales; Theaceae
Product: 14-3-3-like protein D
Source: RefSeq, a predicted model, not a curated record